CGUUUUGGAGCCAGCAUAUCAUCUGCAUCUCACUGACCAUCGCUCGCUGAUUGAUAACGUUCUACAACAGAAUCAGUUGGAUCAUUUGGCUUUGGCAUCUGUAUACGCUACUUGGAUCUAUAAACACGCGUGCUCAUGGCUCAGCAACCCCCACCGUUUCAGGCUCAAAGGCCACCUAUGCAAAUCGAUCCCAAUGGUAAUCGCUCACCCGGUCCGAGACCUCCUAUGGGCUAUCGUCCAACAGGCACACCACCACCUAAUCCCGCCUUUCGACCAGCUGGUACUCCACCUCCACCAGGCAGCCCUAUGAGACCUCAAUUCCCACCCAACCAGCAAGGCUUCCAACCACCGCCGCGACCUAGUUCAGGUCAGAACGGGUACAAUGGCAUUCCUCCCAACGCAGCUGGAGUGCGCCCUCCAUUUUCACCCGGUAUGCGACCUCCCAUGCCACACGACCGAUCUGCAUCUCCACAGACCAUUAGGCCCAUUCAGCAAGGUAGUCAGCUGCCGCCCCAGAGCCCUGUCGCUCAAGCGGCAAACCCACCCGCCAACCUUGCGCCGACUCCUUCAUAUUCGUCUGCAUCUUUGCCUGAUGGGCCUCAGUCGCCUACUAGCUCUCAUAUGUCUCAAGCAGAGCAUCAGCGUCGCAAGCGUAUGUAUCCACAGCAAAUCACUCAAGCAUAUUUGGACCAGCCUAGUCCUGCUCAGUCUUAUGAUCAGCAGUAUCAAGCGCCCUCAAACCCUGCUGCUUCAUCUGCUCAAUACUUUGUUCCUGGCUCACAAACUGGUCAACAAGGUGCGCCAGCUCCUUUAUCACCAGGGUAUGGACAACAGCAACAGCCAGGAGCACCGCAACCCGGACAGCAGCAGCCUUAUCAAGCGCCUGUUGCUAAUAUGACCAAUCAAUUCAGCAAUAUGGGCUUUGCAGGAGGAGCACAGCCAGCUGGGCAAAUCCAGUCUGUGUCGUUGAUGGGUAUUCCACCACAGAUUCAGGAUCUGUAUAACCAACCUCCUACCAUUAAUUUGCCUCCCAAUGCUUCCAUAACGUCAUCACCCUCUGCCAACUCUGAUCCAUCCUAUCAACGUUCCACCAUCAAUGCUAUUCCAGCUACUGAGGCAUUGCUCAAGAAAUCCAGACUUCCUUUGGCACUUGUGAUUGCUCCCUAUCGAACCCUUAAGGAUGGUGAUGAACCUGUGCCUGUUGUAUCGGAUACAGUGAUUGCCCGUUGUAGACGCUGCCGUACCUACAUCAAUCCGUUUGUUACCUUUGUUGAGGGUGGCCAACGCUGGAAAUGUAACAUGUGUUUCCUUCUGAACGAAGUUCCAUCCGCCUUUGACAGAGAUGCUAUCACAUCACAGCCUGCCGAUCGAUGGAAGCGUGCUGAAUUGAAUUAUGGAUGCGUGGAAUUUGUCGCUCCAACAGAGUACAUGGUUCGUCCACCGCAACCACCCGCAUACGUGUUUGUCAUCGAUGUAUCGUACUCCGCCGUACACUCUGGCAUGGUCGCCACUGCUGCCAGAACGAUUUUGGAUUCCUUGGAUCGCAUACCAAAUGAAGAGAACCGUACUAAGGUUGCCUUUAUCACUGUCGAUAGCUCAUUGCACUUUUAUAACUUUAAUUCAUCCCUCACUGAGCCUCAAAUGCUGUUGGUUUCCGAAAUCGAUGAUGUCUUUUUACCUGCGCCAACUGAUCUUUUGGUGAAUUUGACUGAAAGCCGCCCGGUUAUCGAAUCCUUUUUGGAAAAGUUGCCCGACAUGUUCAAGGACACGACUAAUAUUAAGAAUGCUGCAGGCUCAGCUUUGCAAGCUGCCUUCAAGCUUGUUAGCAUAAGCGGUGGCAAAAUUAUCUGCUUGCAAUCUACCUUGCCUAAUGUUGGCACCGGUGCUCUCAAACCUCGAGAGGAUGUCAAAUUGCUUGGCACUGCCAAGGAGACCACAUUGUUGAAUGCUGCAUCACCUUUCUACAAGUCAUUUGCUGUUGAUUGCUCAAGAUCUCAAGUGGCAUGUGAUAUGCUCAUUUUCGGUGGUCAAUACUCUGACGUCGCUACAUUGAGCUGUUUGCCCAGAUAUACCGCCGGUCAAACCUAUUUCUAUCCUGGAUUCAACGCUGCACGAACUGAAGAUGCUCUCAAGUUUGCUCAUGAAUUCUCGGAGUUGUUGGCUGAACAAGUUGGUAUGGAGGCUGUUAUUCGAAUUCGUGCAUCCAAGGGUAUUCGUAUGACAUCGUACCAUGGAAACUUCUUUGUACGAUCCACCGAUCUUUUGGCUCUGCCCAACGUGCCUCGCGAUCAAUCGUACUGCGUUGAAGUUGGUAUUGAGGACGAUAUUAAGACAUCCACUGUCUGUUUCCAAACUGCGUUGUUGCACUCAACUUGUCAUGGUGAACGCCGUAUCCGUGUUCUUACAACCUGCCUCCCUGUUACAAGCUCUAUGUCUGAGCUUUACGGCAGCGUCGACCAAUAUGCAAUGGCUACCUUCUUGGCUAAUAAGGCUGUGGAGCGUGGCUUGACAACCAAGUUGGAUGAUGCUCGAGAUGCUAUUGUCAAUAAGGUCGUUGAUAUGCUUGGUGUUUACAAGACCCAUAUCCUUGGCUCUGGCUCCGGUUCUACCCCGCAACUGACCAUAAGUGACAAUCUCAAGUUACUGCCUGCUCUCACCCUUGGACUGUUGAAACAUGAUGGUCUACGACAAAGCUCGCAAAUACCUACGGACUUGAGAUCGAACGCCAUGAAUCUUUUGAAAACCAUGCCAGUACAGUUGCUUAUACCGUACAUAUAUCCUACUUUAUACUCGUUGCACAACAUGCCCAAUGAAGCAGGUGAAGUUGGUGAAAACGGCGUUGUUCUUCCUCCAAGACUCAACCUCUCUGGAGAAAAGCUUGAGCCUCACGGAUGCUAUCUGUUAGAAAACGGCCAGAACAUUUACAUUUGGGUGGGUCGGGGCGUGGUCCCACAGUUGUGCUUGGACCUCUUUGACGUUAAGUCUUAUGAGGGACUACGUGGCGGCAAGAUCACUUUGCCCAGCUUAGAAAACCCUUUCAACCAAAAGGUCAACAUGAUCAUUGGAAAAAUUCGCGAGAUGCGUCGUGGCAACUACUACCCUCAGCUGUACUUGGUCAAAGAAGAUGGAGAGCCUGCUUUGCGUCUCUGGUUCUUGUCACAUCUCAUUGAGGAUCGAACAGACAAUGUCUUGAGUUACCCACAGUUAUUGCAGCUCCUCAAGGACAGAGUCUCAUCGGGAUCUUUCUAAUUUCAGCCAAAACCGAUACAAAAAAUAUAACAGAAGGCAAUAGAUAGUGACAGCCGAUUAGUGCGUUUUAAUGUUGGAGAUUGGAACGGCUCCACGCUUCAUUCCGAACGAAUGUCGAUCGACCUAAAAAGA
This is a messenger RNA of Umbelopsis ramanniana AG, 3381 nucleotides long. RefSeq lists its product as uncharacterized. The transcript has 11 exons. The record is from RefSeq and is a predicted model, not a curated record. Gene Ontology annotation, cellular component: endoplasmic reticulum exit site; COPII vesicle coat. Gene Ontology annotation, biological process: COPII-coated vesicle cargo loading; endoplasmic reticulum to Golgi vesicle-mediated transport; intracellular protein transport. Lineage: Eukaryota; Fungi; Mucoromycota; Umbelopsidomycetes; Umbelopsidales; Umbelopsidaceae. The coding region runs from base 136 to 3249 and encodes 1037 amino acids. Gene Ontology annotation, molecular function: zinc ion binding; SNARE binding.